Messenger RNA from Thyridium curvatum, 951 nucleotides. RefSeq lists its product as uncharacterized. Lineage: Eukaryota; Fungi; Ascomycota; Sordariomycetes; Thyridiales; Thyridiaceae. The coding region runs from base 1 to 951 and encodes 316 amino acids. The transcript has 3 exons. The record is from RefSeq and is a predicted model, not a curated record.
AUGAACUCCUCUCCCACCAAGCGACGCGUCCUCGGCUCCCUCGAUGUGAACGCGCCCUCGCCGAAUUCAAGGCCAGCCCAGCUCAAAGACGCCAAACCCGCGUCUCUGUCUCCCCAGAAGGCGAGCAUCUCCAUUGCUCCUGCCACGACCGUCGUCCACGAGUCCGAGAAGCGGCAGGCUACCAUGGCCGACGGAGAACCGCCGGCGAAGAAAGCGUGCCUGUCAACGCCCGAGCGGGAGCUCCAGAGCGCGGCUCUGAGCCAAGAGCAGGCCGAACAGUUCCUUGCUAACCUAUGUUUUCUGCGUCAGACUGCAGCACAGAGAGACACCGACCGGCGACAGCCCGCCUCGCCCGCCGCGUCGUCCGUCUUUGACGAGUCCACCCUCGACACGUCCCAGGCCACCAACCUCACGGAGCCAGACCACGAUGUCGCCGUCGCGGCCGCUGUCACGGCGCAGCUGCCCCCGGUAGCUCCCAGGCCGCGCCGGCGGAUGACGCACGCAGAGUCCAAGGACGCAGCCGAGCGUCUCAGACUCCGAUUCGCGCUGGCAAAGUAUAAGGUCGCGACGGGCCAGGCCGACGUGCCGCUGGAGCAGCUGCAACAGCGUCCCAUGCCCGGCGCGCCACUGCGGACACGCCAGCUCCCGACGCCGGCCGCCGAGCGCGAGGUCAGCCCCUCGACCGUCAGCAGCGGCGGCAGCCAAAGCGACGAGGGAGAGGAGGAGGUCAUUCAGAAUAGCCAAGAAUCUGUCUCGGCCCCUGCAGCGAGGCGCGACCUGCCCAACUUUGCCUCCCCCGAGAAGGGUGCACUGCCGCGGCUGCCACCAACGUCGGCGGCGAUCACUCCCCGGAGGAAACAGAUCGAGGAGGAGGAUGACAAGCUGACGAGCAGCGCGAUACGCGGCGGCGCGGCCAACGGCCUGUUGAGCCUGAGCUUGGCGAGGAGCUGA